ACAGCAACUUGUCACCAAAGAUGGCGAUUUGCUGAGAGCUCAUGGAUGUACACAUUUCUCGGCUAGUUGAGAUCUCCCCAGAAACCACGAGCUCCCAGAGGAAGUAGCCUCCCGGCGAGGUCCCGUGUGUGUCCCCCCCGAGGGAAGCCCACCCUGCCGCCGCCAUGCAGAUCACCCUGAAGACCCUGCAGCAGCAGACCAUCCAGAUCCAGAUAGACCCCGAGCAGACGGUGAAGGCGUUGAAAGAGAAGAUAGAAGCAGAAAGAGGUAAAGACAACUUCCCCGUGUCUGGCCAGAAGCUGAUCUACGCCGGGAAGAUCCUGCAGGACGACACGCCCAUCAAGGACUACAAGAUCGACGAGAAGAACUUCGUGGUGGUGAUGGUGUCAAAGGCCAAGCCUGCAGCUGCCGCCGUGCCCCCGGCCUCAGAAGCUCCCAAGCCCCCCGUGCAGGACUCUGGCUCCACGUCAACAGCUGUGCCGGCCACCACCCCGGCCCCCGCCCCGGCCCCAGCAGCUGCCCCUGCCCCCCCCCAGGAGGCCAAAGAGGAGCCAAGUGCCGCAGAGACAGAACCACAACAACCAGCCAGCUCCAGUGGUGGGAGCCAGGGCCUGGACGCCUCCUCAGCUCUGGUGACUGGGGCCGAGUACGAGGCGAUGCUGACAGAGAUCAUGUCCAUGGGCUAUGAAAGGGAGCGAGUGGUGGCUGCACUACGAGCCAGUUUCAACAACCCCCACAGAGCUGUGGAAUACCUCCUCACUGGUAUCCCCAGCAGCCCAGUCCAGGAGAGUAGCCCACCAGUGCCGGCCCCUGCAUCCGGACCCACGGAAACCCCGUCUCUAGCAGAAGGAGAAAAUCCACUUGCAUUCCUGCGGACCCAGCCCCAGUUCCAGCACAUGAGACAGGCCAUCCAGCAGAACCCGGCUCUGCUGCCUCAGCUGCUGCAGCAACUGGGAAGAGAAAACCCUCAACUCCUGCAGCAAAUCAGUCAAUAUCAGGAGCUCUUCAUCCAGAUGUUGAACGAGCCAGCGGGGGAGGGAGGAGACUCACCAGAGGUUGGAGACAUGGGGGCGGCGGGGGAGGAGGGCGCGCCUGUCAACUACAUCCAGGUCACACCUCAGGAGAAGGAAGCCAUCGAAAGGUUAAAAGCGUUGGGCUUCCCGGAGCCGCUGGUGAUCCAGGCCUUCUUCGCCUGCGAGAAGAACGAGAACCUGGCCGCCAACUUUCUCCUCAACCAGGGAAUGGAGGACGACUGAACACAGAUCACUGCCUUCCUGCUCCCCCAC
This is a messenger RNA of Limanda limanda (common dab), 1286 nucleotides long. RefSeq names its product RAD23 homolog A, nucleotide excision repair protein a (gene rad23aa). Gene Ontology annotation, molecular function: polyubiquitin modification-dependent protein binding; ubiquitin binding; proteasome binding. The record is from RefSeq and is a predicted model, not a curated record. The transcript has 9 exons. Gene Ontology annotation, biological process: nucleotide-excision repair; proteasome-mediated ubiquitin-dependent protein catabolic process. Lineage: Eukaryota; Metazoa; Chordata; Actinopteri; Pleuronectiformes; Pleuronectidae. Bases 165 to 1256 code for a protein of 363 amino acids. Gene Ontology annotation, cellular component: cytosol; nucleoplasm.